Scaptodrosophila lebanonensis is the source of this 846-nucleotide messenger RNA. Its product is annotated as protein Exd1 homolog. Bases 1 to 846 code for a protein of 281 amino acids. NCBI's taxonomy places the organism in Eukaryota, Metazoa, Arthropoda, Insecta, Diptera, Drosophilidae. The record is from RefSeq and is a predicted model, not a curated record. The transcript is spliced from 2 exons. Gene Ontology annotation, molecular function: nucleic acid binding.
AUGUCAGAAAAGAAGGCUGAGAAGCUAAUCGGAUGUGGGCAGUGGAAGAACGACGCAUCGCGGUUUUCGGACGAAGGCUCAUCCACUGAUGAUAAUGACUCCUUCAUUAGUGUGAUCUCUCACAGUGACAUGGAUAUUUCAAAGAUCUCGGCGCCGCUUACAUCGAUGCUGCCCCACGAACUGGAUAGCAUUGAUCAGAAGAUACAACAGCUGGUUUAUAUAAAUCAAACCGAUAAGAACUAUCAUUGCGCAUUGCAAGAUAUACGCGAUCAAAGCAUCGUUUCUAUGAUAUUCGAGCCAAGCUUUUAUGGACAUCACCAGAGGACAUCCGUCAUCGUGGUUGCGACGGCCAACAACACCUACAUUUUUGAUAUGCAGGCAUUAUAUGUCGUAUUUAAGGAUUUGCGCAAAUUGCUAGAAGCAGAUCAUCCCCGGAAAAUUGUCCACUAUAGCCAUCGAAUAUGUAACCAACUACUUUCUGUGCAUAAUGUUAAACUGGGAGGUAUCUGUGAUACAUUUGUGGCGCUGUGCAUCGCAAGGAAGCAAAAUAAACCUUCAACCUUGACUGAAGCAAUUGCGUUGGUUCUUAAAGUGUCAUUAACCGAACCAAACGAGAUAGUCGAGUCACGGCGCCUUUUUAAAGCUCGACCCCUGUACCAAUACCAGCUGGAUUAUCUGGCUAAAUUGGCAUUAUAUCAAGAGAAACUACACGAUCGGCUUUUAUACGAAGUUGUGUGCGAAAAAAUGCUGCGCAUGACAGAGGAAUUUAGUGAAAGUUUCGAUCAAAUCGAACUUAGUUCGGACAAAAUGCUGGGCAUGCAACAACCGAAUGAUAAAGGCAUUUAA